Bemisia tabaci is the source of this 1861-nucleotide messenger RNA. Its product is annotated as CCA tRNA nucleotidyltransferase 1, mitochondrial. Gene Ontology annotation, molecular function: nucleotidyltransferase activity; tRNA binding. Gene Ontology annotation, cellular component: mitochondrion. The record is from RefSeq and is a predicted model, not a curated record. Gene Ontology annotation, biological process: mitochondrial tRNA 3'-end processing; tRNA 3'-terminal CCA addition. Lineage: Eukaryota; Metazoa; Arthropoda; Insecta; Hemiptera; Aleyrodidae.
CUAACCUCAAAAUAAUAUUGCCGUUGUUUAUUAGCAGCAUGAAGACCGAGAUUUUCCUUUAGUAUAUUCUUGAGACCACUUUGAAAAGAAUCGCGUUUCAUUUUGUGCCUUGAGAAAUUUAAAAUAAUCGUACUCCUUUUUUUUGCAAAUGAAAUUGUGUGCAUUUUUCUCUUGCAAGAUAUGGUGAAACUUCUGUUUCAAGUUGUCUCGAAAAGUGUCCCUGCUUGCAGAUUUUUUUAUCAUCACCUUUCGGUUCUUGAAUGAAGAAGGAAAUCCCAAGGGAGAUAUUUGACUCAUCUGCAGCAUGGUGUAUUAGAAGGAAGCAUCAGUUUAUUCCUGCAAAAUAUCUAAAAUCCCAAGCUGAAGCAAGGAAGGAACCUGCCAUCAUGAAAUUGGAUACACCAGAAUUUCAUUCUAUAUUCACUCCAGAGCUUGAAAAAUUAGUGUCAAUUUUUAACAAGCAUUCCUAUGAAAUUCGCAUCGCAGGAGGAGCUGUAAGAGAUCUGCUCAUGGGCAAAGCUCCUCAUGACUUGGACUUCGCAACUGUUGCUACUCCUGAUGAAAUGAAGUCCAUGUUCAUCACUGAGAACAUCAGGAUGAUUAACAAUAGAGGCGAAAAACAUGGAACUAUAACUGCUAGGAUUAAUGACAAAGCAAAUUUUGAAGUUACAACUCUAAGAAUUGACAUUUCCACAGAUGGAAGGCAUGCAGAGGUUCAAUUUACCACCGAUUGGAAACUAGAUGCAAAUAGGAGAGACUUGACCAUUAAUGCCAUGUUUCUUGGUUUAGAUGGAACUGUGUAUGAUUAUUUUUAUGGAUAUGAAGAUCUGCAAAAGAGGAGAGUAAGAUUUGUUGGGGACGCUGUUCAACGUAUCCAAGAAGAUUAUUUAAGAAUGCUUCGAUAUUUUCGAUUUUAUGGUAGAAUAGCUGAACAUCCUGAUGCUCAUGAUGGUCCGACUUUAGAAGCCAUGAGACAAAAUGCAUCAGGUUUAGAUAGAAUUUCUGGAGAGAGAAUCUGGGCUGAACUAUCAAAAAUUUUAGAGGGCAACUUUGGAGGUGAACUAAUGGCGAAAAUGCUAAGUUUAGGAAUGGGUCCUCACAUGGGUUUUCCAAAAGAUUCUAAUGUGGAUGAAUUCAUGAGAAUCUGGAACCAAAGCAAGAAUAUUAAGUUGAAACCUCCUUCAUUAAUAGCAGCUCUCGUGAGCAGUAUAGAUGAAGUAACUGAGCUUUAUGGCCGAUUAAAGUUUUCUGCGCUAGAGAGAGAUUUAUGCUAUUUUAUUGUUGAACAUCGAGGAGCUCCAGAAGCCGUCAAUCGUUUAAGGCCUUAUCAGUUAUUAGAGUUGCAUUCCAGAUUCAAACCAAAUGUAGCUCAUGAUUUUGUUAUCGAGUUAUUGAAGUACAAAAAUGAUUUGGAAUUGUUAAAAGAGUUUGAGCCGUGGCGAUGUCCCAAGUUCCCUGUCAACGGUAUCAUCCUUCGAGAAAACGGCGUUCCAGGUGGACCAUCAAUGGGUAUAGCCAUGAGCAAGCUCAAAGCUUAUUGGGCAGACCAUGACUUUAAAGCCACCGCGGAAGAUAUCAUCAAGCAAAUUCCAAGAAUCUUAGAUGAAAUGGGUGUGGAUCCUUCUGCGGAGCCACAAAAAAAGCCGAGUCCUAAAAAGUCACGUAAAUCUUAGAAUAUCGAAGUCACCAUUUCAAAAUAUCUAUCAUAAGAUAUCUUGAAUUCCCAAUUCAAUUAUUAUUUUUACUGUUGUAAAUUAAAUGUAUAUUUUUUUGUUAGGUCGUAAGUUCAAACAUUGUUUCUGUUACCAUCCAAGGAAGGAGAAGCAAAAACAGAAAUAAAUCAUUUUUUUUUUUAAAUUCA